AUGACCCAGUCCUUGUGGAUGCAGAUGGUGAUCAACACUACACUGGCUGCGGACUCUUUCUUUGUUCUCAGUGGGACUUUGAUGGCCUACAACUUCCUGAAACUGAAAACAAAAGGAGGGAAAAACAAAAAAGGCUGGAGGGGAGUGAUUAGUGUCAAAGAAUAUGGGUUUAUGAUUGUUCACAGACUGUUUAGAAUUUUCCCUUGCUAUGCUGUUUUACUUCUGCUGGCCACAAAUGUCAUGCCUUUCCUGGGGCAAGGACCCCGCUGGUCGUACGAGAUAGACAGCGUUAAAGUCUGCAAGCAAAACUGGUGGGCCAACGUGCUGUUUAUAAGUAAUUUCUACGACCCAGAUAACAUGGUGAGUAUUGAUAUUCUGUGCUUGUAUGUGUAUAAGAGAGAGAGAGAGAGAGAGAGAGAGAGAGGGGAGGGAGAGAGAGGAGAGAGAGAGUGA
This is a messenger RNA of Candidula unifasciata, 453 nucleotides long. The record is from the annotation of a GenBank genome assembly. Lineage: Eukaryota; Metazoa; Mollusca; Gastropoda; Stylommatophora; Geomitridae.